Messenger RNA from Lindgomyces ingoldianus, 1187 nucleotides. Its product is annotated as Mak16 protein. The record is from RefSeq and is a predicted model, not a curated record. Gene Ontology annotation, cellular component: nucleolus; preribosome, large subunit precursor. The transcript is spliced from 2 exons. Gene Ontology annotation, biological process: maturation of LSU-rRNA; maturation of 5.8S rRNA. The coding region runs from base 32 to 1087 and encodes 351 amino acids. Lineage: Eukaryota; Fungi; Ascomycota; Dothideomycetes; Pleosporales; Lindgomycetaceae.
CAUCAAUCGUAAAUUUUGCAGUAGCACGACAAUGGCUUCAGACGACCUCGUGUGGAAUAUCAUCGGCACAGACUUCUGCUCAUUCAAACUAAAGACGACAAAAGACCAGACCUUCUGCAGAAAUGAAAACAACGUCACGGGCUUUUGUUCGCGACAAGCCUGUCCUCUCGCCAACAGCCGUUAUGCCACGAUCCGCUCCGACCCUGCCACCGGCGCCCUCUACCUCUAUAUCAAAGCCAUUGAGCGAUCGCACCUGCCCUCAAAAUGGUGGGAGAAGAUCAAGCUGUCCAGCAACUACACGAAAGCCCUCGAGCAGGUUGACGGCCAUCUGAUGUACUAUCCAAAAUUCCUGGUGCAUAAAAAUAAGCAGCGCUUGACGCGCUUGACGCAAGUGAAUAUUCGGAUACGGAGGUUGGCGAAGGAAGAGGAGAGGCUCGGCGAGCGCCUUGUACCGAGGCUCGCGCCGAAAGUUCGGAGAAGGGAGGAUGGCAGAGAGCGGAAGGCGCUAGCUGCGGCCAAGGUUGAGCGAGCUAUUGAGAGAGUCUUGGUCGACCGCCUCAGGAGUGGCGCAUAUGGAGACCGGCCAUUGAAUGUGGAGGCAAACGUGUGGAAGCGCGUCAUGAAGGGCUUGGAGAAGGAAGGACAGGCUACUAGGGACAAGGAUCUAGAUGAAGGCAUAGAGGAAGAGGAUGAAGAAGUUGAGUAUGAGCGGGAGAUGGAGAAUGAGACCGCGGAUGUGGAGUACGUGAGCGAUAUUGAUGGCGAGUCGGAUGGCGAGUCGGAUGACGAGUUGGAGGACUUUGAAGACUGGGUUGGGGGUGAGAGUCCAGAAGAGGAGGAAGGUGAAGACGACAAGGAUGAAGAAAGUGAGGGUGAGAGUAGUAGCGAGGAAGAAGAAGAAGAAGAUGGUGAUGAUGAUGUCGAGGCACUCAAGAAGAGGCUCGCUAGCCUCAAACGGAAACGCCCAGCUGGACCGCCGCCGAAGCCGAAGAAGAAACCUUCAAAAGAUUCAAAGGGUCCGCGACGCGAGAUUGAGUACGAGAUUGAAAGGGAGCCACCUGCUCGGGAAGUUUUACGAGCACGAUGAAUGGAUAGCGGACGGAAUAUAUCCUAACUUGGACAUUGGGCGUAACACUCAUCAGAGGACCAGAAGCUGACAACGCGGAUUUCUGGGGCUUACAUAAAAG